AUGUCNGACAUACCUCAAUUCGAGGAAUGCGCUUUUGUACCAAAUUAUCCUUUACUAUUGACGGGUCCUAUACCUAGAAGCAAGAGUGCUUUAUCGGAAAGUGAAAUCGUCGAACAACUUCCGAAUGUUUGCACCAUUAAGGAAAUUAUUAAUGUUGUGAAAAUUUUAAGUGGAGAUAACAAAAGUCGCUUAGGAUACUCGAAAAGUGUUUACCUCUUGCAAGAAAAUGAUAUUUCCGCACAUAAAGAAUUUCUGGAAGAGCUUUCUUAUUUAAUAAAUUCAUUCAAGAAACGUAACGAAUAUCGAAAAUAUGCUUACACUUGGAUGAAUCCCGAAGUUAUACCCGAUCAUAUUAUUGCAUGAUUUAUACUACAAUAAAAGCCAAUGCGGUAUUAAUCCGUCGAUAAAAAUUAUAUAUCUUGUAAUAAUUUUAAUAUUUUCAACUGGAACUGGAAACUUUAAAUUGAUUUCACGUUAUAAUUCAAUAAGUAUAUAUAAUGUAUUAUUUAUAAAUAUGAUAGAAGUUAUUUAAAAAAUAAAGGUGUUAAGUCAAGUAGUGCCAUCUUUCGGACUAAAAUUAAAACCAUUUAUUAAAUCUUAAAUAUUAAAAAAAAACCCCUUCUUAAAAAAUAAAUUUCAGACAACGUGAAUAAAGAGACUUAUGAAAUGUACAGUUAUUUUUAUUUCUGCAUUUUCGAUAACAAAUUUUCUAUAGUAAUGUUUUAGUAUAGUAUAGUAAUGCUUUUUACCUGUCUCCUUAAAAAUAA
Centruroides sculpturatus (bark scorpion) is the source of this 767-nucleotide messenger RNA. Its product is annotated as arachidonate 15-lipoxygenase B-like. Gene Ontology annotation, molecular function: oxidoreductase activity, acting on single donors with incorporation of molecular oxygen, incorporation of two atoms of oxygen; metal ion binding. Lineage: Eukaryota; Metazoa; Arthropoda; Arachnida; Scorpiones; Buthidae. The record is from RefSeq and is a predicted model, not a curated record. Bases 1 to 363 code for a protein of 120 amino acids. The transcript has 3 exons.